Messenger RNA from Frankliniella occidentalis (western flower thrips), 1922 nucleotides. Its product is annotated as protein yellow-like. Gene Ontology annotation, cellular component: extracellular region. The record is from RefSeq and is a predicted model, not a curated record. Lineage: Eukaryota; Metazoa; Arthropoda; Insecta; Thysanoptera; Thripidae.
GCAAACACCAGCGCAUCUUCGUGACGACCCCGCGGCUCAAGCCCGGCGUGCCCGCCACGCUGUCCGAGCUGUCCAUCGAGGAGAGCAGCGUGGCGCCCAAGCUGCGGCCCUUCCCGAGCUGGGCCUGGAACGAGCAGGGCGACUGUGACAACCUCAUCUCCGUGUUCAGAACCACGACCGACCAGUGCGGUCGCCUGUGGGUGCUGGACUCGGGCACGGUCAACGUGUUCGCGGGCGCCGAGCGCGUGUGCCCGCCCAAGCUGGUCGUGUUCGACCUCCGCAGCGGCGGCCGGGAGGGCCCCGAGGUGGUGGCCAAGUACACGUUCCCCGCGGCGCAGCGCGAGCCCACGACCCUCACCAUCAACGUGGUCGUUGACGUCCGCGGGAGCGACCCCGUCAGCUGUAGGGAUGCCUUCGCCUACGUGGCCGAUGUCACCGAGCCCGCCCUCCUCGUCUACGACCUGCGAAGGAACAGGUCCUGGCGCGUGCUGAGCAACCUGCUGUACCCGUACCCGCUGCACGGCAGCUUCAACAUCAACGGCGCCGAGUUCGACCUGAUGGACGGCGUGUUCGGCAUGGCGGUGGGCCCGCUCAGCAACGGCGACCGGCGCCUGUACUUCCACAGCCUGGCGAGCGUCCGCGAGUCCUGGGUGUCGACCCGCGUGCUGCGCAACCAGACCGAGUACGGCGACGAGCCCAGCCCUGACCUCUCCAAGCAGUUCCAUGUAUCGGAGCCGCGUCGCACUUCGCAGGCCGCAGCCGAGGCCAUCGACACCAACGGCGUGCUGUUCUUCAGCCUCCUGUCCGAGAACGCCCUGGCCUGCUGGAACACGCGGCUGCCCUACUCGCAUCAGAACAUCCACGUCGUGGCCAAGGACGACAAGACCAUGCAGUUCGGCAGCGGGAUGAAGGUCGUGGGAAGGCACGUGUGGAUGCUGAGCUCGCGCUUCCAGAACGUGAUGGUGGACCGCGUGCGCCCCGAGGAGGUCAACUACCGCGUGCUGGUGGCGCCCAUCGCCGACCUGGUCCAGGGGACGUCGUGCCACGUGCCCGGCGCGGACAACGUGGUGGACGUGGACACGGGGCUGCCCCUGUUCAGGCCACAGCCCCCCUCCGGGUUCGGCAGCGGCCUCUCGAGCUUUGGCUCCUCCAUCGCCUACGGCUCGACGCCGCCCUCCUACGGCGCGCACCCGCCCACCGGCGUCCACGGCGGGCUCCACGGCCACCCCAGUGGCGCCGGCGGCGCCUUUGGGUUUUCCCACCUCACACCGCACCCGAGGCCGGGCGUCCACGGGCACGUCCACGGCCUCGGCGGCAGCACCCAGCAGCCGUCCUCGUACCACCAGCAGCACCACGGCUCUGCGUCCGGCUCGGGGCCCUCUGCCUCCGGACACUCCGGGCCGUCAGCCUCCGGCCACUCCGGCCACUCCGGCUUCUCGGCCACCGGCUCUGGGGACUCUAUCGUGUUCCGGGACCCGGUGGACGGUUUCUAGACGGCGUCCACGACCCAGCGGUCACCCUUGGCGCGUCGACGUCCAGGUGCGGGCCGUUUGCGAGCCCGACCCCGACCUGGACUGGGAGACCAGGCACGUCGAGGAGAUGAACGCCGUCAUCAGCCUGUGGAGGGGGCGGCGAGGGCCUUGGGCAGAGUGGGGUCCGAGUGCUGAGGAGUACGAUGAGGAUGACGUGGUGGAGGAUGAGGACAACGACGAAGGUCCUUGAAAACAGUGCUGUGAUUUUUUAAAUCGUGACAGUCCCCUGCCACUGCUAGCCGGCGAUGGAGAGGGGAGGUCUAUUUAAAUUAGUCGCGUUACAAUCAAGUACAAACUGAGUUGAAAGCGAAACGACAGCGUGUAGUAUAAAAAUUACUAUAACUAUUGCUACGCUAGAUUACUAAUUAAUUUUAUUAUUUAUUACUAGUU